UCCUUUUGAUGGAAAUAGCUUACCAUCCCACCAGCAGAAGCCAUUGUACUAACGGGGACCGUACUGAGAGCUACAGAAGCGAAUGCUCUAAUUGCGUGUUAAACUGUUUUUUUUAGCAGCAUUAUAGACUUGAACAGUGAAAAUAAAGCGUGUUGUCGAGGAAGGAAAACAAGACGUUUGCACAGGCCGAACGACGACUGUAUUUUUUUUCACCAGGGACGUUAACGUUACGCUUGGCGGAGGAAUUCAACCGACGUUGCUAGACAGCGGAAGAGGAAAAGCCGGCGCCGAAUUCCGUACAAAUUUCAUAUUUCCUCUAGAUAUCUUUGUUUUACAGUCCGUGCUUGGCUUUUCUCUUAGGUCUGUGCCCUUAUUUAGAUGGCAAGCUUUCCAGACUCUAUAAACCAAAAUGAUAUAGGUAAGGCAAAGUUCAUCGGUGAACUCCUGGUGCCUGUUGCUCCCUUUGACCAGAAGUCUGGGCGCGAGGCUUGGACAGUAGCUUUUGCACCCAAUGGUUCCUACUUUGCUUGGUCUCAGGGGCAUCGCAUUGUCAGGCUCAUUCCCUUGGCAAAAUGUCUGAAGAGCUUUUCUGUGGGCAAAGCUGGAGAGUCCACCAAUGCCUCGAGCCCGGGUUGUUUGUCUCGUCAGAACAGCAGCGGAGGCCAGGUAAUCCCAGCGGCCGACGAGCCCCGCGAACACACCAUCGACUGCGGUGACACCGUCUGGGGCCUGGCCUUUGGCUCCUCGGUGCCGGAGAAGCAGAGCCGCUGUGUUAACAUCGAGUGGCACCGCUUCAGGUUCGGUCAGGACCAGCUGCUUCUGGCAACAGGCCUCAACAAUGGUCGCAUCAAGAUCUGGGAUGUUUACACUGGAAAACUGUUGCUGAAUCUGAUGGACCACACUGAUGUAGUGCGAGACUUGACCUUUGCUCCUGAUGGCAGUCUUGUGCUGGUCUCUGCAUCCAGAGAUAAGACCCUCCGUGUGUGGGACCUUAAAGAUGAUGGUAACAUGGUAAAGGUUCUGCGGGGGCAUCAAAACUGGGUGUACUGCAGCGCCUUCUCCCCUGACUCGUCCAUGCUGUGCUCGGUCGGCGCAGGCAAAGCGGUGUUCUUAUGGGACAUGGAUAAGUACACCGUGAUGGGAAAGCUGGAGGGGCACCACAAUGAUGUGGUGUCUUGUGAGUUUUCACCAGAUGGGGCGCUAUUGGCCACCGCCUCUUAUGACACCCGGGUCAUCGUGUGGGACCACCACAAGGGCACCGUUCUGCUGGAGCUGGGCCAUCUCUUCCCUCCUCCAUCUCCCAUUUUUGCUGGAGGGGCAAAUGACCGCUGGGUUCGCUCUGUGAGCUUCUGCCCUGACGGCCGCCAUAUUGCCAGUAUCACUGAUGACAGGCUGGUUCGUUUCUGGAGCAUCGAGGAAAGGGCUCCUCAGGCCAUCGCCUCUCUGUCCAACGGCCUCUGCUGUGCCUUUUCUGCUGAAGGGAGUGUCCUUGCUGCUGGGACUCGUGACGGCGCCGUGCACUUCUGGGAGUGUCCCCGCAGCGUUGGCAGUCUGCAGCACAUGAGCAGGAUGUCUCUCCGCCGGGUGAUGAGCACCCAGCAGGUGGAGGCCCUGGCCAUCCCCACGCCGCUCCGCGACUACCUGACCUACAAAGUCAUCUAACCCACAGCGCCAACUGUUCCUGUCGCAGCAUCAUCUGGCUGGAAAAAAAAAACAAAGAAUUAUUUUCUUUACACAGACCUUUUUGUUGAACAAACAAAAUCAACCGGGAAAGGAGGAACAGAGUUACGUUUUCCAAAAAAAAUAUAAAACCACCACCUCCACUCACAGCAGGAUAUUCUGUUGCUUUUGUAAAUAUUUAUUUUUGUAAGUACUUCAGUGAAUGAGCGUGCUCUACACCUGUAAGGUCAGGUUAUUUCAGGGUGGGGGGGGGGCUCCCCUCCGUCACAUCAGUGUGGAACCUGUAAGUGUUCAGGCCUCUUCCAGCUGGCUCCAGCUCUCCACCAGGUUCAGUAAACCCUUCAUCUUUUCUUCUGACUUUGAAAUGGCUGUUGCACUUAAUGGGAGAAGCUUUGGCAGCGUUGCUUGCCCUUAAUGUCAGGGGCUUCUGUUUGGAAGUGGUUGAAAAACGACAUGACAGCCGUUAUUGUUCUUCUCUUAGCUUUGAACAUUUCUCUGAAACAGUAUUCACACAAUCGUUUUUUUUUUUAUUUACAGAGACAUUUGCCGUUGAGUGAUCCAACACAGUAGGUUAGCUAGUUUAAUUUAAUUUCUAAUGUUUGGUCACACCAGACAGAAUCGGGCACAGUGAGAGUGCUCAAUUAGAAGCGGCAGCAGAAGCUAGCUGUCAAGCUUGAGUCCUGAGCCAGAGUGAGAAAUGGUUCAGGCAGGUAUUUUGGCACCUAUUGGGGUCAUUGCAGAUACGCCGGUAUUGCUGUAUAUGUCAGCUGGUAAAUAACGAGAAAUGUUGAGUACAGAAAUGGCAAAGACAUUUUUUGGGAAACAUUGUUCAAAAUUCUUUGAUUUUUUUUUUUUUUUUUAACUCAAAUAUCAAUAUCUGUAUUGGCCUCAAACAUCCUGUAUCAGUCGGGGGAACUGAUGUGUUUGAUCGGUUUCCCAGAGAUCACCAGAACACGGGCUAAAAUGAUCUCCAUUCAUUUGGAUCACAGUAUGGCUGCUUUCAGACAUCUACACCUUCUGAACACUCGAUUAAUGACAAAAACGGGUUGGAGUUGGUUGACCGUUCAAAUUUCGCACGUCAAAGUUCAGCAUGGCUUUACGUCAUUACAGUCCACGGAUCACAACGUUGCUAUUGAAAUUAAUUGAUUAAAUUAGAUGCAAUGUUUUUUGCCGUUUAUAAAUACGUUACUAGACCCUUUUUAGAGACCCGGUGGCAGGAAAUGAGAUUGGUAGUGGAGGUAAACAAUGCAGGCUCCAAAUUGUCUAAAAUCACCUUUGCAAAGUAUUUAUGAGGACGGAAUGAGUUCAACGCAUCUGUCAGGCCACACAAUGUGUUGUGGUAGAAACACUGAAUGUAAACUCGACAGGGUACCUAUUUAAACCCCUCCUAAAACAGCCGCUGAUAUGUGCUACCAGCCAAACUACACUAGCUCAGUUUCGGUCAAUUGCAGACCCUGACAUGAUGCCAGUGUAGCCCACCCACAGUCCACCCAAAAAUGUCUCGAACUGGUGCGUGCGUGGCCAGUACAAAGCCUUGAGACCAGUGUUUGAUGGUUUCACACUAAAGCAAAGCACCUUUGCUGCUGUACGCAGACAAACCUGUACACAGUUCCAUGAGAUAUGUAUGUGUGUGUAUAUAUAUAAAUUUGUAUCAUGUCUAUAAACAAUUGUUAAGCUUUUUUUUUCUUUCAGUUUGUCAUUUAUACCCAGUUCUUCUGUUGAACAUUUGUGUUUUUUGUCUUUUUGAUCUCCGUUAAAUGUGAAAAUGUCUGCCAAUAGGCUAACUACACUGCUAAAGCCCUGAAAGACGAGGUGUGUUACAAUUACAUUUACAGGUCAGCUUCAGACUGUGGAAGUGUUACUGCCCUGUCACUACUUUUCGCAGCAUAUAGGAAUGCCAGUAAGUGAUUCCAGCAACCCUGAAAGUAGUCAAAAGCUGCCAACCAAUCAGCUGCCAGCCUCGGCCAGCUACUGUUAAAAAUCGUUCCCUAAAUGUAUACACGUAAUGAUCCACAAUGACCCUUUAACAUUCUUAGAAUCUUGUAUUUCUUGAACAUCAUUUUCAUUGUGUCAGUGAUAUAUGAGAUGUAAAGAAGGGAAAGUGAACUUUUACUGUUGUCUCUCUGUAGGAAGAUGGGCGCAGAACUGCUGUCAAUCAUUCUUGGCAAUAAGUUCUCUGACAGUCUGUGCUAAUGCCAAAGGUUUUCCUUUCCAGAUCAUUCAUAAUUUUCUGCUGAGAUGUGGAGCGUGUCUCAUGAAUGGGCUGCAGUGCUUAGUUCUCUGUACAGAACCUUAAUGGAUUUGCAUUACAUGUUUGUAUACCUGUUACCACUAUGAUUGGAAAAACAGUCCUGCGUCAGUGAGAUGCAGUUUAAAGCAGUUGAAUACAUCAAACAUAUAUAUGAAUGUAUGAUGUUCCUUUUCUUUUUUUUGUUUGUGUUUCAAUAAAGGCUUUUUGACAAAAUAAGA
This is a messenger RNA of Perca fluviatilis (European perch), 4149 nucleotides long. RefSeq names its product WD repeat and SOCS box containing 1 (gene wsb1). Gene Ontology annotation, molecular function: protein binding. The transcript has 9 exons. The record is from RefSeq and is a predicted model, not a curated record. Gene Ontology annotation, biological process: intracellular signal transduction. The coding region runs from base 379 to 1662 and encodes 427 amino acids. Lineage: Eukaryota; Metazoa; Chordata; Actinopteri; Perciformes; Percidae.